This is a messenger RNA of Drosophila ananassae, 887 nucleotides long. Its product is annotated as serine/threonine-protein kinase fray2. The transcript has 2 exons. The record is from RefSeq and is a predicted model, not a curated record. The coding region runs from base 106 to 834 and encodes 242 amino acids. Lineage: Eukaryota; Metazoa; Arthropoda; Insecta; Diptera; Drosophilidae.
CAUAAAUUAUCGAAUAUAAAACUGCCACCACCAGCAAUUCCCUACUUUUAGAUUGGCCGAGCUUCGUUUUUAGAAAUAUUUUAAGUUUAAUAAUAUUAUUAAAUAAUGCGCGACCGCGACAGACGUGAUAGAGAUCGCGAUAGGGACAGGGAUAGGGAUAGAGAAAGGGACAGAGACAGAGAAAGAGACCGCGACAGGGAAAGGGACCGAGACCGGGACCGUGACAGAGAGAGGGACCGCGAAAGAGACCGUGAUCGGGAAAGACGCUACCGCUCCAAAUCGCCCACCAGGAGCAGUCGCCACAGCUCCAAAUCGAAGAAGAAAAAGUCCAAAAAGUCGAAGAAGUAUUCCAGAAGAAGUCGUAGCACCAGCAGAAGUUCAUCUCGUAGCUCCUCUAGCAGCAGGAGCAGUUCCCGCAGCAGACACAGCAAAAGUCGAAGUCGUGACCACAAAUCCCGCUCCACAUCCCAGAGAACAGUAAGGGCACCCAGUUCCGAAAACAACUCCCGAUCGGCGCCCGCCCCAGCAGCUAUCGUAGCUGCUGCUUCAGCCAUAAAGUCCAUCGACUUGCUGGACGCCAAGGUGCAAAAGGCAUUGGAGACUAUUGACGAGGAUGCCUUCAAGCCGGCGACCUUCAUCAGUUCGAGAGAAACGUCCGAAAAGGUUAUCAUAGAUCUCAACAAAGAAACGGUGACAGUGGCCAACAAGCCGGCCAUGGCAAUACGAAACGAAGAUGUAAUAUUCCAUCCAAACUUCCUUGGCGACCCCGAUGCGAAGGCCGAAAAGUGGCUGCGCAAACUCUACAAUUACCGCCAGAAGUACAUGCAGGAGUAGUGGAUUUUAGACUCUGUAUUUAACAAAAAAUAAACCUAUGCCUAGAAAAUGUC